Penicillium soppii is the source of this 1161-nucleotide messenger RNA. RefSeq lists its product as uncharacterized. The transcript has a single exon. The record is from RefSeq and is a predicted model, not a curated record. Lineage: Eukaryota; Fungi; Ascomycota; Eurotiomycetes; Eurotiales; Aspergillaceae. The coding region runs from base 1 to 1161 and encodes 386 amino acids.
AUGUAUCACUACGCCAGCCCACAGCCCGGGUGGUCCACCUACGACUACACACAAUCACCUCCUACCUCACCUCAAUACGCCUACUACGCCUCUCAGUUCGCCAACUCCUACACAUCUCCUCGGGGCCCACGGCGACACAACCGCAAGGCCAGCUAUACUGCCACCAAAGAAACGCCAGGAUGGUAUUCGACCUAUCAAUCCGGUUUCUACGAACCCACAGACUAUGGCAUUCCACCGCGAAAGCACGAUCAUGUAAGUGCUACUUUUGGAAAGCCCAAACACCAAUAUCCCUCCACGGCAGGCCAUGAAGGCCACCGCAACUACGGAUUCGAUCCGUCGCAAACCCGACCCAUCUUCGUAGAUGUGGUCGACGACGCAUACGACCGCCCCCGCGAACGCCAUCGCCAACAAAAAGACGCCCACACCCGUCGCGCCUCGACGUCCUAUCGCAAAUCCACACCCGCUGAUUCUCACUUUUACUUCACCCAGGCUCCUAAUACCGAGGAUACCGAGGCCGCCCGCCGCUCUCGUACAAGACGCCAAUCCACAUCCACCCGCACGCCAAAACCCAAACCGCCUGCCCCAGCAGCUAAACCGCCACCAGUCGCCACCGAAGAUGACGCCGAGCGUGCAGGCAUCCCGGCCGGCUACUCGAUCAAAAACUGGGACCCGACCGAGGCACCGAUUAUAUUACUCGGCAGCGUCUUCGACGCCAACUCUCUGGGCAAGUGGAUAUACGACUGGACCGUUUUCCACCACGGGGCCUCGACGCCCAUGGCUGAUGUCGCAGGCGACCUUUGGCUAUUGCUGAUCAAGCUGGCGGGAAAAGUCAAGCGUGCGGACGAGUGUCUGCCCCGCAUCCAACGCAUCGAGGCACAGGAAGUCGUGGAAGAUUUCCUUGAAAGUGGCGAGCGCCUCUGGAGCCGCUUCAAGAAGCUACUGAAAGGGUGCGAGCUUUACAUGUGGAAGGCUGCUAAGCGGGAAGGUGGCAAAGGGCCUGUCUCGAUGGGCCGCAAUGCCGGCUGCGAAUUUGUGGAGUCGAUUUUCGGUCGCGACCGAGAACUUGAAAAUACGGAGAAGCUCAUGAACAGCAUUCGGCUGUGGAAUAUGCGCUUCGAUGCAAACUGUGAAGAUAUCCUGCGCCGGCCGACGGCUGCUUAG